Molecule: messenger RNA, 3856 nt
Organism: Zerene cesonia (dogface butterfly)
Lineage: Eukaryota; Metazoa; Arthropoda; Insecta; Lepidoptera; Pieridae
Gene: WDY
Product: WD repeat-containing protein on Y chromosome
Exons: 18
Coding region: 1-3147 (1048 amino acids)
Molecular function (GO): protein binding
Source: RefSeq, a predicted model, not a curated record
AUGGCGAACGACAUCGAAGUAAAAUCAAUAAUGUCCAUAUCUUCCAAAUCAGAAGUCAGUACUGCUGCACUGACUCGAACCAGGUGGAAGAAUGCCCCUCUUCAUGAAAGAUGCACGACUGCAGAUAUGCUCAAAAUUAAAGACGCAUUUCAAGAAGCAUAUAGGAAUAAAAUGUUACCGAAUGAAUUUAGAAACUUAUUGCGCACAUUACUUAAUGUGGAGUAUGAUGACGAUGAAUUUAAUAUUCUGUUUCUGAAAAUCAAUACGUCCCGCGAAGGCGAAAUAGACUGGGAUGAAUUAGUCUCACAUUUACUGCUGGGCUAUUUUCUCAAUGAUCCAGAAAAUGAAAGAGCAUCAUUACAACUGCCCAUCAUGGGUCUACCUACGGUGAUGCGCUCCCAACAUCGCCACCCUAUUUCUAGAAUAUGCUUUUGUCCAGAUGUUGCGAAGGAUCGUACAACGGACAUGUUGACGGGUAACUACAUUACGGCCAGCAGGGACGGCAUGAUCAACUGGUGGUCCCUCGACAUGACACUCUUGCGCACUGCUUUCUCAUCGAGCCCCCACCUAAAGGUUCGCUCCACCUGGGUAACCGAUAUGGUGUGCAUGCCUGAUGUGAACAUCAUCGUGACUAGUUCUACGGAGAGAGAUCUGCGUUUCUAUGACUGCACCGCCAAAACGUUUACUUUGAAAAUCGUCAUCACUAGUUGGGAGUACAUGAUAUGCACGAUGUACUACCACUUCCACAAGGACCCAGCGGAGAAGUGCACACUGAUCUGUGGUGAUGUGGGUGGCAACAUUCGCGUGUUGCAGUUCUCACCGGUGCAGCGCGGGCCCUUCCGUAACCAGCCCGGCCGCGCGCUUCUGCAGCUGCGCCACGUUGACCUGCAGAAGAAGCCGCACCUGCUCCCCGAGCUGCGGCUGACGGAGCUGCGCCGCGUGCACACGGAGUGGGUGCGCCAGGUGUCGUACUACGCGUCCCUGCACUGCAUAGUGUCGUGCGCCACCUGCCCCGACUCGCUGCUUAUGUGCGACCUCGCGGGCUCCAAGACUCACAAUAUGUUCCGUGUGGAUAAGGGCAUCCAGUGCUUCGCAUUCGACGAGGACGCGCACGUGCUGGUGACGGGCGGGCCGGACUGUGUGGUGCGCGUGUGGAACCCGUUCGUGCCGCGCGCGCCGAGCGCCGUGCUGCACGGCCACCACGCGGCCGUGCUCGCGCUCGCGCUGCAGGGGCCCGCGCGGGUCUACUCGCUCGCGCGCGACCGCGUCAUCAAGGCGUGGGACAUACACGGCCAGUGCUGCAUACAGAGCUACAUAGACAUCCCGGCGCAAAUAGGCGAACGCACGCCCAUAUCGACAGUGUACAACCCGGCCACCCGUGAGCUCAUCCUCGCCGCCGUCAAGAUCGCCGUGCUGGUGCUGGACGAGCAGAUCAACCCGCACCACACGGACGGCUUCACGCACUCGCGGGCCGUCGCCAAGAUACUGUACAAUCCGCUGUUUAAGGUCAUCAUUACUUGCGGCAUGGAUAGUAUCAUUAUCAACUGGGAUCCCGUUACUGGCAAGCGCAACGUGCUCAUCCGCGACGCGCACGUGCGUCUGCUGCACGGCGAGCUGAUCCCUGUAGAGAUCACGGCCGCGUGCUUCGACCCCGCGCACCAGCUGCUGCUCACCGGCGCCAGGAACGGCACGCUCAGGGUGUGGAAUUUCAACACGGGAGUUUGCUUGAAGGAGAUGACCAUUGAGCACAUGUGCGAGGUCACCAACUGCUUUUGGGUGGAGGGCCGUAUAAUGGCGGUGGGGUGGAACCGCCACGUGACGGAGUUCGAGGAGGGCGGCACGGGGCGCACGGGCAAGGCGUGGGAGACGCGCCACACGGAUGACGUGCUCGCCGCCGCCGCCAGGCACCCCAUCACGCUGGCUACGUCCUCCUACAACUCGGAGCUGAUAUUCUGGAAGCUGGAGACUGGGCAGCCGUAUAGACGUUUCUCGUGCACGGAGCCGAUGCUGCGAAUCAAGAUGCAGUACAGCAAGCGCGCCGCUUCGCCGCACGCCGCCGGCGCCGGCGCCGCCUCCCACCGCGGCUCAUCCAUGCUGCGCCGACCCAGCAUGGGCGGCGCGCGCGAGUCGGUGAUCGACGCGGCGUCGGCGAUGGAGAAGGCGCGCGCGCGGCGCGUGUCCGCCGUGAGCCUGCCCGCGCGCGCGCAGCGCAUGCGCCAGCUCGCCGUGCACGCCAUGAUCUUCCUGCAGACCCGCCCCUGCCACAUGCGUGUCGCAUCUCUAAUGGUGUCCCUGGAAAAUGGUCAAAUCCAGUGCUGGUCAGACCACCCAGCUGGUGGCAUCCAGGGCGCGUUCCAGGGCAUCCACACCGCCGGGGACUACGUAUCGGCCUUCGCCACCGACGUCGAUAACAAUUACUUAUUCACAGGGACUACUGUGGGAUACAUCAAAAUUUGGCUCAUGACCAACUACCUAACACUCGAAAAGGUACACGUGAGCAUGCCGCAGCUGCGGCUGCAGUUCCCGUUCCUGUGGCGCGACCGCAUGGAGGGGCGCGCCAAGCGCAGCGCGCGCGACCAGCCGCUGCCGCUGCUGCUCAGCAGCGCGCGCGCGCACCUGCGCUGCGUCACCGCGCUCGCCUACGUCGACCACCUCGAGCUGCUGUUCAGUGGCUCGUCAGACUAUAGCGUGCGCGCGUGGCGGCUGUCGGGCGAGUACGUGGGCACGCUGGGCAGCUUCGUGCCGUGGUCGCUGGACGUGCCGCGCUUCCCGCCGGACGUGCGCAAAGUCGCCAGCUUCACCACUUUUAAGGUGUGGCGCAGCGGUUACGUGUCCCGCUAUGUGCCCGGGCAAGUGGAGGUGGACAAACUGCGCGACAUCACCGAGAUGGAGCUGCGCACGCGCACUUUCGGCGCACCACCCCCGCCGCCACUGCUCGGCCGCUACUUCAACCUGCCGCCGCGCCCUGAGCAGCCUACCGCCAUCGUCCUCGAUGAUUCACUGCCCACUAUCCCGCUGUACACGCACCUGCGCAUGGCGUCGACGCAGCCGGUGCGGCGGCCCGCCACGCCCGAGCUGGUGCGCGCCACGCGCCUGCGCCGCACCAACACGCGCCGACCGCACUUCGAGUCGCACACGUCUUCUUAGUGCAGUUUGUGCCUACGCACCCGCACACGGCGUCGACGUAGCUGGUGCGGCGGCCCACACAUUUAAAGCCUAGGCUUUAAAUAAAAUAGCUGAAUCCAUCAUUCGUCAACAACGUAUACGCGCUCAGCUUAUGUAUUUGACAAAAUGACUUAAUCUCGCUAUAAUGUUCUUGACUUUUUAGGAUUGUUCCGUGCACACCCGCUUACUUUUGUUGAAAAUAUACUGGCUUAAUUGUAAUAUCCAGCAUAAUAUUUUGAACUUUAUUGCUUUUCGUACUAUACUUAAUAAUGAACAUUUCUUAAACAACGUACACUAGCUUUUUAUUAUGCUUUACAUAAUAACGUAAUUGACAUAAUUCAUCACAUAAAAUACCUGGUGUGGUGGCAUUACAUUAGUUACAUAGAUCGUAUAUUGCUUUGAUCCCUUCCAUAUUUUGUCGCAGCGGACACUUACAAGUGCCAAGCCAAAUGUUGGGGUGUGAGGGACGAAGGGUCUUAAAUUCCACGGACAACCUGUCUGCUUACACUUAUACUUCUAUUAAGAAGUGCACAUUUGUAUAUUAUAUUUUUUAAUUAAUGUAAUUUUGAUUAAGAUUUUGUAAUGACAUUACUUGUAAAAUAAAAGUUUGAAAUUAAACCUUAUAGUAUAAUUUAUUUCAUAUGAUUUUCUAAAACUACAUCAUUAUUUAACCAAUAAUUUAAUCUAAAAC